Molecule: messenger RNA, 387 nt
Organism: Phyllotreta striolata
Lineage: Eukaryota; Metazoa; Arthropoda; Insecta; Coleoptera; Chrysomelidae
Source: the annotation of a GenBank genome assembly
AUGCGAACAUUUUUGUGGAACGAUUUGUGUGCUAAUAAGAAAGUUCUCGACAAGACAGAAGAACGAGGCAACAACAUCGUCGUCAAAGUGAUCAAGCUCGCCAGACUGGCGAUAAUCGGCGUUGUAAUCACAGUCAAGGUGUGCUUAUUGGUAAAAGUGCUGCACGCCUUCAUCAAAUUCAAAUACAUGACCAUCGCUUUCGGAUAUUUACUGUUAAACGCGGCUAGAUUAUGGAUCGAUGCCAAACAUCAUAAGCACGAUGAUGUAUACUACAAGGCUCACAGUCACCAAUACGAUUUGGACGACCAUCUGUUGCACGAUGAAUGGAGGAGAGAAGACGGAGAUUUCGAUUUCUUGAAGGAUUCGUCUUACAAACGGAAAAAAUGA